CGUCGCACGCACACCGUCUUCCAGCCCCCCUCCGAAGCGCUCUUCUCUCUCUCCGACUCACUCACUCACCUUUUUGCGCAACGCAAUUAGUUCCUCUUGAGUGUCUUCCCUUCUGUACGAAGUUAGGCCUGGUGUCUUGACGAACAAGAACACGUGCGACACAACACACACACACUUUCUCUCCUCCGCUCCUCAAACCGCACGCACGCACGCACGCGACUCUGCAACAAUGGCUGCUCCCGCGGAAAAGACCACCAAGAACCUCAGUGGCCAAUGGGUCCUGAACAAGGAGCUCUCCGACUCGGCCGAGCCGGGCCUCGUGAUCCAAGGGAUCGGCUUCCUCGUGCGCAAGGGCAUCGGGAUGGCCACCAUCACCAUCGACGUCAACCAGUACGAGGCGCCCCCCAAGGCGCCCUCGACGGCCGACGGCACCUUCACGCACAUCGACAUCGAGCAGUCGGCCUCGGGCCUGAGCUCCACCAAGGAGGCCCGCUGCCUCGACGACCUGCAGCGCGAGCACUCCGACUGGCUCUUCGGCAACGUCAAGGGCCAGACCGCCUGGGUCUCGGUCGCCGACAUCGACGACGAGUACCUUGGCAAGGGCUGGCUGUCCGAGGGAGGCGACGGCAAGAACCUCAUCCGCAGCCACGUCGUCAGCCAGGACAGCGGCUGGACCGCUACCCAGGUCUGGGGCUUCCAGGACAUCAACGGCGAGCGGAGGUACUGCCGCAAAAUUGUCAUUGCCAAGGAUGACCAGCGUGCCGAGUUUCGCUUCGUCUACGACUACCAGAGCUAGAUGGAUGGCAACGAACGGCCGACGACGUCAAGACUCGGCUCCCCUGGGCCCCUGUUGUGGCUGAUGAAGCGCGCGGGGUUCGGAUGGGUGAGUUGGGGCAAGUCCGUUCCUGCAGUUGAUGCGGGAUCGUGUGUGUGUGUGGAGAAGAAAGCUACGUAUAGGGAGCAUGCGCUGCGGUGCCCACUUGAUAGCGACAUGGUGCGCGCGCGCACCCGGACGGGCUUGCACGGACGAGAUGAAUGAUAGAUGUAGAACAAUCGCCGAAUGUAUUUUGUAAUACUC
Molecule: messenger RNA, 1078 nt
Organism: Purpureocillium takamizusanense
Lineage: Eukaryota; Fungi; Ascomycota; Sordariomycetes; Hypocreales; Ophiocordycipitaceae
Exons: 2
Coding region: 230-796 (188 amino acids)
Source: RefSeq, a predicted model, not a curated record